Molecule: messenger RNA, 2065 nt
Organism: Gossypium raimondii (Peruvian cotton)
Lineage: Eukaryota; Viridiplantae; Streptophyta; Magnoliopsida; Malvales; Malvaceae
Product: U-box domain-containing protein 45
Exons: 2
Coding region: 183-1730 (515 amino acids)
Molecular function (GO): protein binding
Source: RefSeq, a predicted model, not a curated record
AAAAAGUGAAUAAAUUAUUAAUAAAAACUAAAAUAAAUAAAACAGAGUGGAAUGAUUACGAAGAAUUAGCCCUUCUUCUUCCUCUUGUUGAAUUCCACUUCUCUCAAAGCCAAAGCUCUGUUCUCUUUUUCUUUUGCAAAUGUGAAGCUUGUUUUUUUCUUUUGCAAUAAAGAAAAAGAAAAAUGGCCAAGUGUCACAGAAACGACAUCGGAUCCAUAGCCCUCGAUCGCCCUUCCACCGCCACCAGUAGUACCGGAAACAACUUCAGAUUAUGGACGGCCUUCACCGGCGCCGCAUUCCGAAGAAAAAUCUUCGACGCAGUAAGCUGUGGAGCAAGUUCCCGCCACCGCCACCAGCUCAUGCAAGAAAUGCUCAACGACACUGGCUCUCAGUCUCAACCUCCGCCACCCACCACCACAAUGAAGUCGGUGUUGAAAGAGUUCAAUGAUCCGAAAAAGGCGGACAAAGUAGUAAAGAAACCCAACAGCAAUGGCAAGUCGGAGAAGCUAGCCGAUCUCUUGAACUUGGUUGAAACUGAAACUGCUGCUGAGACUAAGAGGAAAGUGGAAGCUUUGGAGGAAUUGAAGCGCGUGGUUAAGGAGUUGCAAGUGGAAGACAAAGAGAGAAACGUACAAGCUGCGUGUAGAGUCAGGUCUCUUACUAAAGAAGACUCAGAAGCCAGAAUGACUUUGGCCAUGCUCGGAACCAUUCCGCCUUUGGUUGCAAUGCUUGAUUUUCAAGAUUCUGAUUCACAGAUCGCUGCUCUCUAUGCCUUGCUUAAUCUAGGAAUCGGAAAUGACGCGAACAAAGCAGCCAUUGUCAAAGCAGGGGCUGUGCAUAAGAUGCUAAAGCUACUUGAAUCCCCAAACGAGCCAAACCAAGCAGUUUCAGAUGCGGUAGUCGCAAAUUUCCUUGGCUUGAGCGCCUUGGAUUCAAAUAAGCCUAUCAUUGGCUCUUCAGGGGCUAUCCCUUUCCUGGUAAAAUCCCUCAAGAUUUUGGACACAAACAGCAGGUCUCAAGCCAGACAUGAUGCUCUUCGAGCUCUUUAUAAUCUAUCCAUCUCCCCAUCAAACAUAUCCUUCAUCUCGGAAGCUGAUUUGAUACCUUUUCUGCUGAAUGCCUUGGGGGACAUGGAAGUCAGUGAAAGGAUUCUUUCCAUUUUGAGCAAUGUAGUAUCCACUCCAGAAGGUAGAAAAGGCAUUAGUAUUGCACCAGAAGCAUUCCCGAUUUUGGUGGACGUGUUGAAUUGGACCGAUUCGCCAGGGUGUCAAGAGAAGGCAUCGUAUAUUCUUAUGGUAAUGGCACAUAAAGCAUAUGGAGAUAGACAGGCCAUGAUCGAAGCUGGCAUUGUUUCAUCAUUGCUUGAGCUAACACUUUUGGGUAGUACAUUGGCUCAGAAGAGAGCUUCUAGGAUCUUGGAGGUCCUGAGAGUUGACAAAGGGAAGCGAGUUUCAGAAAACUUCGGUGGGAACAUGAAUGCAGCUGUCUCGGCUCCAAUUUGCGGCUCUUCAUCAUCGUCUUCAACAAAUCUGAACGGAAAGGAGUGCUUGGUGGAAGAAGCAGGCAUGAUGAGCGAGGAGAAGAAAGCUGUUAAACAGUUGGUCCAACAGAGUUUGCAAAACAAUAUGAGGAGAAUUGUGAAUAGGGCCAAUUUGCCACAAGAUUUUGUUCCAUCAGAGCAUUUCAAGUCACUCACAGCAAGCACGACUUCAAAGAGCUUACCCUUUUGACCCCAAAAAAAUGAAUUACCUACCACCUUCAGCAAUUUGCAGUGAAUGGAGAGUGAAGAAUUAGAAGCCUGUAGCUUUAGUCUUGUUUCCACACACCCAUUGUUCCUUUUUUUCUUUUUUUUUUCCUUUUACUUUUAGUUUUUUUUGUAGCUUUUGUCAAUGUAUGAUAUCGCCGUUGUCAAUAUUCCAUCAUAACCUUUGUAGAAACCGUUUCUUUCUUUUGGGUUGAGUUUAAAAAAAUAACUCCCAAAUCCAUGGUGUGUGGGAAAUGUGAUCGAUCUGAUGUGAUGAGCUCUGCUAGCAUUAAAUUUAAUAAAAACACACCUUUGGGGAUC